This is a messenger RNA of Parnassius mnemosyne (clouded apollo), 1569 nucleotides long. Lineage: Eukaryota; Metazoa; Arthropoda; Insecta; Lepidoptera; Papilionidae. The record is from the annotation of a GenBank genome assembly.
CUGAGCGAGAUUAGAAUGGUUCUCCAGCUCCUUAAAAACAGCAAGGCCCCAGGCGAGGAUGGAAUUACAGCGGAGCUUCUGAAAGCGGGUGGAAAACCGGUACUUGAAGUCCUUCAGAAGCUCUUUAAUUCCGUCCUCCAUGGUGGCAUUACACCGGAGGCUUGGAGCGGAAGUGCGGUGGUCUUGUUGUUUAAGAAAGGUGACAACGCUCUCUUGAAGAACCACAGACCGAUUUCGCGGCUCAGAAGCCGCGUCUACGUGCUGUUUUCGAGAGUCAUUACGAAUCGUCUCGCGCGCAUACUUGAUGACUUCCAGCCUCCCGAACAAGCCGGUCUCCAAAAGCGCUUUAGCACCAUAGACCACAUACAUACCCUUCGGCAAAUUGUACAGAAGUCCGAAAAGUACAAUUUGCCACUAUGUCUGGUGUAUGUGGACUAUGAGAAAGCCUUUGAUUCCGUUGUAAGGAAGAAAAUGUGGGAACUGUUGCCGGGGUAUGGUGUGGAUGGCCGAUUGCUAAGGGCUGUGCAGUCUCUUUACUGUGACUGUAAAGCCUGUGUGCGGGUAGGGCAUGACCUGUCACCCAUGUUUAGCGUCCAAACGGGCGUAAAACAGGGUUGUGUCAUGUCUUCCUGGCUGUUCAUACUGUAUCUCGACAGCUGUUUACAAAAGCUGAAAGAUAGCUGUUUGGGUGUGAAAUUGGGUGACAUAAAAGUAAAUUGUCUGCUGUAUGCUGAUGAUGCAGUGCUUAUUGCACCAUCAGAGGCAGAACUGCAGGCAUUAGUCACGUGUAUGAAAGAGGAAUGUGAAAUUAAAGGUCUCCGUUUGAAUGCUAAUAAAACUAAGGUUCUGGUAUUUGAAAGGGACGAAGAGAGAACGAAGUGUGAAAUAUGGGUAAAUCAGGAAUGUCUAGAACAGGUAAAUGAAAUUGUAUACUUGGGGAGUGCUUUUAGCCGGGAUGGAAGAUGUGAUUUAGAUGUGGACAGGCGUGUCGCUGCCGGGAACAAAGUCAAUGGUGCCCUGACUGCGUUAGUCAAAAGGCAAGGCGUAGCGAAGAGUGCACGCCUUGCAAUACAUAACGCAGUGUUGGUACCGACUUUGUUAUAUGGCAGCGAAACCUGGGUAUGCCAGAAGAAGCAUAAAAGUAAGUUGAAUGCAGUGGAGAUGCGAUCUCUUCGUAAAAUGUGCGGCGUUACUAUGGCCGACCGAAAGCGAAACGAAGAGAUUCGCAAUAUGGCAGGUUUGAAAGAUGACCUUAUCACAAAAAUUGAUAAGGGCGUGCUUCGGUGGUUUGGGCACGUUGAGCGAAUGAGUGAAGACCGAAUGGUGAAGAAAAUAUAUAGCGCGAAAGUUAACAUUAAAAGGUGUCGAGGUAGACCGAGACUAACUUUCGAAGACCAUGUGAGCAAAUUGCUCGAAGAGGGUAGGGUCAAGAGUACUCGGAUACCUAGACGUGCAUGUAUGAAGAAGAUAAUGAAUCUGAAAGAAGCGAAAGAGAUAUGUAAGGAUCGUGACACUUGGCGAUCUGUUCUCUCUGGCUACCCCGUCAGGGAUGUGCGUGAAGAUAAGUAA